Molecule: messenger RNA, 1734 nt
Organism: Lodderomyces elongisporus
Lineage: Eukaryota; Fungi; Ascomycota; Pichiomycetes; Serinales; Debaryomycetaceae
Gene: URA7
Product: CTP synthase
Exons: 1
Coding region: 1-1734 (577 amino acids)
Biological process (GO): CTP biosynthetic process; pyrimidine nucleobase biosynthetic process
Cellular component (GO): cytoplasm; cytoophidium
Molecular function (GO): identical protein binding; CTP synthase activity
Source: RefSeq, a predicted model, not a curated record
AUGAAAUACGUUGUCGUUUCAGGUGGUGUUAUCUCAGGUAUCGGAAAGGGUGUUUUGGCCUCAUCUACUGGUCUUUUGCUCAAGACUUUGGGCUUGAGGGUCACUUCCAUCAAGAUUGAUCCUUAUAUGAAUAUCGAUGCAGGUACCAUGUCACCACUCGAGCACGGUGAAUGUUUUGUGUUGAACGAUGGUGGUGAAGUUGAUUUGGAUUUGGGUAACUAUGAAAGAUACUUGAACAUUACUUUAACCAAGAACCAUAACAUUACCACUGGUAAGAUUUAUUCCAAGGUCAUCGAGAGAGAAAGAAAAGGUGAUUACUUGGGUAAGACUGUGCAAGUUGUUCCACACAUUACAAAUGCCAUUCAAGAAUGGAUUGAAGAAGUGGCUAGAAUCCCAGUCGACGAUACCGGAUUGGAACCUGAGGUGUGUAUUAUUGAGCUUGGUGGUACUGUUGGUGAUAUCGAGAGUGCACCAUUUGUGGAAGCUUUGAGACAAUUUCAAUUCAGAGUUGGCUCGGACAAUUUUGCAUUGAUCCAUGUCAGUUUGGUUCCCGUGAUUCAUGGGGAACAAAAAACAAAACCUACACAAGCUGCAAUCAAAGACUUGAGAAGUUUGGGAUUGACUCCCGAUAUGAUUGCUUGUAGAUGUCAAGAAGAGUUAUUGACACAAACUGUUGAGAAAAUCGGUAUGUUUUGUCAUGUUGGACCUGAGCAAGUUAUUGCUGUUCAUGAUGUUAACUCGACAUACCAUGUGCCAUUAUUGUUGAAACAACAAAAGAUGAUGAACUUUUUGACCAAGAAGUUGACAAUUGGUGAAAUUCCACAAGCUGCCUUGCACAAGGGAGAACAAUUGUUGCAGAAAUGGAGACAGUUGACCAGCUCACACGAUAAGUCAUUUGAAACCGUUACUAUUGCACUCGUUGGUAAAUAUACUCAUUUGCAUGACUCGUACUUGUCUGUCAUCAAAUCACUUGAGCACGCUUCAAUGAGAUGUAAUCGUAGGUUAAAGAUUGAAUGGGUCGAGUCCACUGAUUUGGAAGAGGGAAUGAAGCAAGAAAAUCUUUCAAAGUACCAUCAAGCAUGGCACUAUGUUUGUCAAGCCGAUGGUAUCCUUGUUCCAGGUGGAUUUGGUUCCAGAGGUAUUGAAGGUAUGAUUGCUGCUGCAAAAUAUGCAAGAGAAAAUAAUGUUCCAUACUUGGGAGUCUGUCUAGGCUUGCAAAUUGCUGUUAUUGAAUUUGUUAGAAAUGUUUUGGGUAUUCAAGGUUCAACUUCACAGGAGUUUGACACAUACAAGGAGGAGGAUGGAAUUAAACCAUCAGUUGUCUAUAUGCCGGACGUGGAUCAAAUCAAACUUGGUGGUACCAUGAGAUUGGGUAUUCACGAAACAAGAUUUACUCUGGACUCUAAAGAUUGCGUUUUGCGUAAACUUUAUGGUGGGUCUGAUGCAGUUUACGAAAGACACAGACACAGAUACGAGGUUAACCCGGAGUUGAUUGACGAGAUUGAAGAAAAGGGUUUGAAGUUUAUUGGUAAAGAUGAAAGCGGUAAACGUAUGGAAAUGAUUGAGUUGCCUCAAUCGAUGCACAAAUUCUUUGUUGGUACCCAGUACCAUCCUGAGUACUUGUCCAAGGUAUUGGAUCCAUCUCGACCAUUCCUUGGGUUGGUUGCUGCAUCUGCUGGUAUUUUAGAGGACAUUUUGGCCAGAGACGACUUGAACUACAAAGGUGAGUUUUAA